AAACCUUAGCCAAAUGCAUCCAAAUCAUCCUGCAUGCGAGCGAUGAAGGGUCUUCCUUGUUUGCUGGAACUCGGAUCUCUCGUAUUGGCGGGGUGUUGGUUCCCGAAUGACUUUCAAUGGCUAACUCUUGUCUCAUUUUAGAUGAAUCCGAGGAGGCCCACCGUCAGGUGAACGAGGGCAAGCACGAGGGUCACCUCUCUCACCAGCUCAUUGCCGGAGCUGCCUCUUUCGCCGGUAUGAAGGCCUGGGAGGACCACCAGCGCAAGGAAGGCAAGACUGUCAACCACGCCUUCGCCAAGGAAGCCCUUGCCGCUGUUGUCGGUUCUCAGGUUGAGAGACUCGCUGAGACCAAGGGUCUGGACCAGGUUGACAAGAUGCGCGCCCACGAGCACGCCAAGAAGAACGCCGAGCACAUGUACGACGAGCACUACGUCCGUGGCCAGGGUGCCUCCGAGUACAACCCCAACGAGCACCGCCGCCACGAGGCUUUCGACCGUUGGUAAACAUUUCACGGACUGAAUGAAUAGUAGGGAUAUCGCGGGUGUCGAACCUAGUCAGUUCUGGAAGUGACGAUGCAUGUAUAUAGAAAUGAAUGAAUAUAAUCCUGUGAAGAAAUCGGUGUUUAUCAG
Aspergillus alliaceus is the source of this 629-nucleotide messenger RNA. Its product is annotated as DUF3759 domain-containing protein. NCBI's taxonomy places the organism in Eukaryota, Fungi, Ascomycota, Eurotiomycetes, Eurotiales, Aspergillaceae. The record is from RefSeq and is a predicted model, not a curated record. The transcript has 2 exons. Bases 117 to 503 code for a protein of 128 amino acids.